Molecule: messenger RNA, 4743 nt
Organism: Trichosurus vulpecula (common brushtail)
Lineage: Eukaryota; Metazoa; Chordata; Mammalia; Diprotodontia; Phalangeridae
Gene: WRN
Product: WRN RecQ like helicase
Exons: 32
Coding region: 54-4112 (1352 amino acids)
Biological process (GO): DNA replication; telomere maintenance; double-strand break repair via homologous recombination
Cellular component (GO): nucleoplasm; nucleus; cytoplasm
Molecular function (GO): 3'-5' DNA helicase activity; nucleic acid binding; ATP binding
Source: RefSeq, a predicted model, not a curated record
GCCUCAGGAUUCCAACGUGCUGACAGUUCUUCCUGAACCCAAGAUUUCUCAGGAUGAAUGAAAAUACAGUGCCGAGGACUCUCCAAGCACGGGAGCUUCCUGAAUGGAUGUCAGCGCUGCGUGAGGGAUGCGAUACAGAUAAAAGAAAGAGGAGCAUUCUGGAAGAUGGUCUUCCCCUACUGGAAUUCCCUGGCUCCAUCAUCUACAGCUACGAAGCAAGCGAUUGUUCCUUCCUGGCUGAAGAUAUCAGAAUGAGCUCACCUGAUGGCGCUGUGGUAGGAUUUGACAUCGAAUGGCCUCCACCCUUCUGGAAGGGCAGAUCAGACAGGGUCGCCCUCAUUCAGUUAUGUGUAUCUGAGAGCAAAUGCUAUUUAUUUCACGUGGCUUCUAUGUCAGUUUUCCCCCAGGGAUUAAAGAUGUUACUGGAGAAUGAAGCUGUUAAAAAGGCUGGCAUGGGAACGGCAGACCAGUGGAAACUCCUCCGAGACUUUGACAUCCACCUAAAGGGCUUUGUGGAGCUGGCCAGUGUGGCCAAUGAGAAGCUCAGGUGUGAGGAGACUUGGAGCUUGGAUGGCUUGGUGAAGCAUCUCUUUGGUAAGCGGCUUCUGAAGGAGCAUUCCAUCCGCUGCAGUCGCUGGGAGGCCUUCCCGCUCAGUGAGGACCAGAAGCAGUAUGCCACCGUUGAUGCUUAUGCUAGUCUCAUAGUUUACCAAAAAUUGGAGACCUUGAGUGGACCUGAACGGAUGCUACCGACAAAAACUGAGGUGGACCGAUUUCCUGAGGAGGUGAAGACGCAGUUGCUGUCGCUCUCUGAAGAGAUGAUAGAUCUGACCCAGCGCCUUUCCCAUCCUUGGAGAGCCUGCGGCGAGCCACAGAGAGUUACCGAAUUACUGAGGAGCCUUUCAGAAGACCUGGGAGCAUUAAGGACUGCGCUGCUUGGGGCUCCCACCUCGGAGGGCCCCCUCGGAGACCCCCCGUCAGAUGAUGGCCCUGCAGCUGGAGAGGAGCCAAGGAGACUUGGAGAAGGGCCACGGGUCGUAUCAAAACAUGGCGAAUGGGAUGGAAAUGUUGGCAACUCCAUUGAAUGUGGAGGAGGAAAUAGGAUGGACAAUACAGUGGACCUGGCCAAGGAUGGGUCUGAAGGUGGGAGGGAGGAUCAGAGACCCCAAGAAACUGGGGAAAGGGUUUGCUUGAUGUCUCUGGAUGUGACUGAGUACGAGCUUCAGAUGAUGGAGCAGCAGGCGCGGGAGGAAGCCAAUGAAGCCACAUAUGUGUCUGAUCAGGUACUUCCUGUUACCAUCGCUGAGGACCUGAUUUCUGUGACAGACGCUCAUGAUGUUUCUGAUGUUAUCGAAAGUGAUGAAGACCUGGAAAUGCAAAUGCUUAAAUCUUUAGAAGACUUGGAUUGUGACAAGUUGAAGCAGAAUGUGUCAGAGCUGCCAGAAACAGACGGCAAGGCUGGGGCCCCUGCUGAAGAGGGGGACGAGGAAACUAUUGAAGAAGAGGAAGAUGAAUGGGACCCCUCGUUACCGACACCUACGGCUGAGCAAAUCCUUUGUCUGAAGACCUACUUUGGACAUUCCAGCUUUAAACCGAUGCAGUGGAAAGUGAUCCAUUCUGUUUUAGAAGAAAGAAGAGAUAAUCUUGUCGUUAUGGCUACCGGGUACGGCAAGAGUCUGUGCUUCCAGUUUCCUCCCGUGUUCCUUGGCGGAAUUGGCAUCAUCGUCUCUCCUCUCAUCUCUCUGAUGGAAGACCAAGUACUUCAGCUCAACAUGUCCAACAUUAAAGCUUGUUUCCUCGGAUCAUCCCAGUCAGAAAAUGUCAUCGAUUGUGUCAAAGCGGGAGAGUACAGGGUUGUAUACAUCACCCCAGAAUUCUGCAUGGGAAAUUUGGCCCUGCUAACGCGGCUCAAUGCUGACCUGGGGAUCACCUUGAUUGCUGUGGACGAGGCCCACUGUGUGUCAGAGUGGGGGCAUGACUUCAGAAAUUCCUUCCGAAGCUUGGGUUCCUUGAAGACCACUCUGCCUAUGGUGCCUGUGCUGGCGCUGACGGCGACAGCGAGCUCCUCCAUCCGAGCAGACAUUGUGCGCUGCCUCAACCUGCGGAGCCCUCAGGUCACCUGCACCAGCUUUGACCGGCCCAACCUGUACUUGGAUGUUGGGCGGAAGACGGGCAAUAUCCUUCAGGACCUGGACAGGUUUCUUGUGAAAAAGACAGGAUCAUCCUGGGAAUUUGAAGGCCCCACUAUCAUCUAUUGCCCUACUAGAAAGAUCUCUGAACAAGUGACUGCAGUGCUCCAGAAGCUGAACUUGACCUGUGGGACCUACCAUGCAGGCAUGGGGAUUAAGUCUCGGCGAGAGAUCCACCACCGAUUCAUGCAUGAUGAAAUCCAGUGUGUCGUAGCAACAGUCGCCUUUGGCAUGGGGAUUAACAAAGCUGAUAUCCGCAAAGUCAUCCACUAUGGCGCUCCCAAGGAAAUGGAGUCUUACUACCAGGAGAUGGGCAGGGCUGGCCGAGACGGCCUGCCCAGUGCUUGCCAUGUGCUGUGGGCCCCUGCAGACAUGAGGGUCAACAGGUACCUCAUUAGUGACAUCGAGAAUGCUGAUUUUCGACGGUACAAGCUGAAGAUGAUGAGCCAGUUGGAGAAGUAUCUUCAGUCCAGCAGAUGCCGGCGGAAAAUCAUCUUGUCUCAUUUUGAAGACAGACAGCUCCGAAAGGCCUCCUUGGGCAUCAUGGGAACCGAGCGGUGCUGUGACAACUGUCAGGCCAGACUGAAGGACCCUCACUCCAGUGUUGACUCUGAGGAGCAGUUACGGGACCUGGGACCGCAGGCUUACAAGCUGUUGUCUGCGGUGCGUUACUUAGGAGAGAAGUAUGGAAUCGGAGUACCCGUUUUGCUUCUUCGAGGCUCGAAUUCUCAACGUCUUCCUGAUAAAUCCCGCCAGCAUUAUCUCUUUGGUGGUGGCAGAGACCAUUUGGAGAGCUGGUGGAAGGCUUUGGCUCAACAGCUUAUUUUAGAGGGUUUUUUGGAGGAAAAGUCAGGAUGCAAGAAGUUUGCCAAAAUCUGUGUUCUUACAAAGACGGGUAAAACCUGGCUGGAUAAAGCCAGUGAUGAAUCAGCCCGAACACUCCUCCUUCAGACCAAUGGAGACUUAAGUCCGAGGAAAUCAGUAAAACUAAGUGUUUGGCCAAUGUCACCAGCGAAGCCACUUCCUCUUCCUCUCCCUGGAUCCCUUGACUCCUCAGCAUCUGUGUCAGCCAAAGAGCAGGAGUUUCAGACUGCUCUGUAUUCCAAAUUGGUAGAAGAGAGGCAGAAGCAGGCCAGCGAAAAGGACAUCCCUCCAGCUUUAUUGGCUACCAACAAGGUGCUUGUGGAUAUGGCCACCAUGAGGCCAAGUACCUUGGAAAGUCUGAAAAACAUUGAAGGCGUUUCUGAGGCCAAGUGCUUGAUGCUGGCCCCUCUCCUGGAGGUCAUCCGAGCCUUCAGCCAGACAAAUGAUCUUCCGACAGACGUGUUUCCCAGACCUUCACCUGGAGCAGAGGAAGACAGCUUAGCAAAGAGACAGGAGCACAGACCGCUUCCCAAGUCAGUCUCCAUCACUUAUUCUUUGUUCCAGGAGAAGAACAUGUCUUUGGGAAGCAUUGCCAAGGACAGGAUGAUGCCUCUCCCUGUGGUAGGCAGUCACUUAUCCCAGGCAGUGAAGGCAGGCUAUCCUCUGGACCUCGAACGUGCAGGCCUGACUCCGCACGUCCGGAAGAUAAUCACCGAUGUGAUCCAGAACCCUCCCAUCAACUCAGAUAUUUCCAAAAUGAAGGACAUCAGGACGUUGGUUCCUUCAACAGUGGAGACCUACCUCAUCCAGAUAGUGGUGGCGCUGGUGGAAAAGGAGAGGUCGCUGGAAGCCACACUCCCUGACCCAUCCUCAAAGGAGUCCAAGGUGGAGAGUGCUGUACCUAGCACUUGGGAGCCCUGCUUGGGUGCCAACAAGCCCGUGUCAGAGACCUCCAAGAGGAAGUUCCCAGGCUGGUUUUCUUCGGCCCAGGGGAGUGCACCUCCAGCAGGCAGCUCCAAGAAAGUGAAGGCUGGAGCCAGGAAGGGGCUCUUCACUUGAGACCGGGUGAUCUCAGGAGCCAUUCACACCCCCCCCCCAACCCUCCCAUCUUACUUGGACAUUUGCUGCCGUUCUGUGAUGGGGGAGGGAUUGUUAUUAGAAACAUGGCAUGUUUCCCAGGGUGUCGAGGUUGUCCUGCUUCCCUCUCAGAUAGCCUUAAGAAGAGGUUUUUAGGGGGAUUUCCCAAGACCUUUCUUUAUGCAGUGGCCUCCAACCCUCUGAGAUGUGGCAGGGGACUCUUGUUUCCCUUGUCAGCGAGGCCAGAAAGCCUGCCCCACCAGCAGGCCUGUUAAUGUGAGUCUGUAAGCUGCAUCUAGCCACAGGGUGGGCACAACACAGGCACUUUGCAGCUGCUGGGGGAGCUGCAGGGACCAAGGGUUUUUCAUUUUUAAAGGAAAGGACUUUUGCUGUGGGCCCCCUUGGGCCUGCCAUUGUGCGAGGCUGCCCUCCUGGGUGCUGCUGCCGGUGCAGAGGGAUGACAGGGACUGUCCCCUUACCUGCAAUGUUAGCCGUGAGGUGCUUUAAGGGGUGGCCUGCUCAUUGUGGCCAUCUGGUCUCAUCCAUAGCGGGGCACUUUGUACUUGGGCCAUUUGGGAGUUUUUAGUAAAAUAAAUGCCUGCUUGUUCUGGAA